Penicillium maclennaniae is the source of this 2574-nucleotide messenger RNA. RefSeq lists its product as uncharacterized. The transcript has a single exon. The record is from RefSeq and is a predicted model, not a curated record. The coding region runs from base 1 to 2574 and encodes 857 amino acids. NCBI's taxonomy places the organism in Eukaryota, Fungi, Ascomycota, Eurotiomycetes, Eurotiales, Aspergillaceae.
AUGGCCUCGAGACAAAAUCCUCAACCACGGCUACAAGUCCCGGUCCCGAAAUUCCCACUGUCUUCACCUAUCAGUGAGGAAAUCUCGAGUCCGUCAUGUUCAUCGGCAGAGGAGCGCGAGUUGGAGCGAACCAGACCGUUCGAUGUUUUGGUCAAGGCGACGCGCCAGAGACUCGAUACGACGUCGGGAAGUGGAAGAGAUGGACUCAGAUCGCCAAAUCUCUCGCACCGGGAUCAUGAAAUAGCGGAGACUCCGAAGAAUCCGAGACUGAGUCUUCGGGGCUUCACAAAGAAGAAGAAUGCGUCCAAGCCAGUCGGACUUAACCUGGUUACGAACUUUACACUCGGGCCUUCGCCAAAGCACACAAGAACAUCAGAGGAGAACACGCUUGCACCAUUUGUGGACUUGAAUGAUCUGAAGCAGCUGUCAAAAGCACGAGAGAAAAAGCGGGAGGCGAAGAAGUCAAAGACUGAUGAGAGAAAUAACUUGAUGGCUGCGUCGGUUGCUUCAAGGGGCUUCCAACCGGCCGCGGAGACGAUAGAACCAAGUGGGAACCCGUUUCUGGACCCGAACCUCGAUAACUCCUCUGCUGAUAGACACUAUCAUGGCCUUUCCCCUUCAGAUCGCCAUGUCAUGAUCGGCCUGGCAGUGCCGCGCCAUGAAUCCUCGGAAAUGAACAAGGAGCUCGAUAGCGCAGGGGAUCAACAUACUCCUCUCACACCAUCCAUCAUCGUCACCCCAGCCCGCGAAGAUGCACCAUGGUCUACAUCCAGUCCUGAAACGCUGCGGCCCCGAGCCACAUCCAGCGUUUACUCCCAAUCAACACCCCGUCUAUGGUCAAACGAGGCUGAUAUCCCACCGGUACCUGCGAUUCCAGCCGAACACUCAACUUCUAGGAUGUCUAAAUUUGGGUCUAUCCUCCUAAGUGCACAUGCCAUUGCCGCGGGUCGAGAACAGAAGCAUCGUUCUGUGUCCGCCGAUACUAUUAUCGAAGAUGACAGUCCUGCACAGGAACACUCCCACUCUCGAGGGACAGAAGACCAUGAUCAAGCACCAUUAACAGAACAUACCCUAACCGUGAACACGGAAACAAGACCUCAGUCCCAAGGAUGGUGGACAUAUCUUCUCUCACCACUCCUCGGCAAAAAAUCACCAUUGAGCCCGAACUUCCCCCGCCGAAGCCCUUCAUCUUCAAACCCCACAAAAACCAAAAAAUCCAAGGAAUGGUGGGAGAAAGAAGUCUCAUGCUUCUCGCCAGAAACACCAGAGACGACAAUGACAGAGUGGUGGAACGAUGAUAAAGAUAAAGAUCUGAAUAUUCCAGAUGGCAUUGAACAGUCUCGCUCGCUAGAGGUCGAGGAUGAUACGAGUACUCCAGAAUCCAAACGACAAACCACGCAUUCGUUCAUGCUCGGCAGUCAUUGUAUUCAGGGUGAAGCAGCUGAGUACUAUCAAGCCUGUGCACAUGAAUUGUUCAGCAAAACGCCCUACUUCGAAUGCUACAACCAUAUUUGCUCAGUUACACCCCCUCAUGUAAUUGCUUGUCGACAGGCUACCGAGGACACCGAGGCAGGUGAAACGCGAGAUAGGGGGCUGAUUCUUGCUGAAGCUGGUGUUGGAAUUCCAGAAUCUCAGGCAAUGACUGAUCAGACGGCUACUUCUCGUGGUCUACUUAUCGAUGUGGACUCGCCUAGCCCUGAUGUCUUGGAGGCAGGUUAUAGUGAGCAUGGGCCUCCCUCGGCAGCAUCUUCUGACUCUGGGAGCUGGUGUUCUUCAUUAUCGGAUGACCAUGAGAAGAGCCUGCCUGAGCCGCCGAAGGAAGUAUCUGGGGAGGUUGUUCCUGAGCCUCAACAUGCGCCUGCGCCAGUGCCUAAUACUGUCCCCGAGCCUACUCCUGCACCGACACCAGUUCUUCAAGAACCAACAGAUCCUCCGCCUCCUCUGCCGCUAGAGAUACCUUGGGAACCAACGCCUGCCCCAGCCCCGGCUCCCGGGUCAGAGCUUAUGCAUCCUCCAGCCCCUCCGCAGAUUAUAAACAACUAUCACUAUCCACCAGCGCCAGCAGCAGGUCAACCUCAGACCAUUACUGUGGAGCGAGCGAUACCUCACUAUGUUCCGGUCUUUCCUCCUCAUAACGGCAUGCAAGAGCAGCCACCGCCACCGCCACCGCAAUGUGUGCCUGUUUCCAUGCCCGAGGAACCUAGACCUAAAGAACCUGGGGGAUCAUCUGCUCCACCAAACCAUCUGAGCUCAUCAGAAUGGACUUCGCAACAAGCAGGCGCUCAACAACUACCCCAAGGGAUAGCCCGUGGUCCAACCCAUGAGCCCGACAGCCAGGCCCGCGGGAUGCCAACUCAAGAACUUACGCCUAUUUCCCCGGCCUUUCAACGUGCUGCAGGAGGUCCUCACUCGAUCCCUCUGUCCGAGGUAAAUGCUCCUGCGCCAGCUUACUCGCAAUACCCUCGUGAGGCCCCUCUUCCACCUCGAUAUGACUUACACCCUGCUCCAGGAGCAUGGGUCAUGAAUCCUACUGGUCGAGCAGGUCCGGGGAGAAGCCCAGCGACGCAGGCUUGA